AUGACUGAAACCCUCCCAGUCCCUUCAGUCAAAUGCAUUGCUAUUGUCCAAGUGUCGUGGAUCCGUCGCUGGGACUGGCACAUCCUCACCACGGGCAUCUACACCUACACCAAGGACAUGCGGUUCCGGGUCCUCCAUCCUGAAGGCUCGGACGACUGGACGCUGCAGCUCAAGUACGUCGAGACCAAGGACAACGGCACCUACGAGUGUCAGAUGUACACAGGCACGGGCGUCCUCUCCCAGUUCGUCAACCUGCACGUGAAUAAACCCCGUGCGCUCAUACUCGGGCCUCAGGAGCUCCACGUGCAGGAGGGCGACACAAUCACACUGGUUUGCGUCAUUCAACAAUCUCCCCCCCCCCCCCAGGGCCAACCCCCCUUCGUGUUCUGGUACCAAGAGGAGAAGAUGGUCAACUACGACGGCUCUCGGCACAGGCUCAACGUCAUCACCAAGGUCGAAGGCUCAAGGACGCACUCCAGACUCACCAUCACCGAUGCCAGGUAG
Messenger RNA from Penaeus vannamei (Pacific white shrimp), 504 nucleotides. The record is from RefSeq and is a predicted model, not a curated record. Lineage: Eukaryota; Metazoa; Arthropoda; Malacostraca; Decapoda; Penaeidae.